Messenger RNA from Coffea arabica (coffee), 2410 nucleotides. RefSeq lists its product as uncharacterized. Gene Ontology annotation, cellular component: plasma membrane. Gene Ontology annotation, molecular function: protein binding. Lineage: Eukaryota; Viridiplantae; Streptophyta; Magnoliopsida; Gentianales; Rubiaceae. The record is from RefSeq and is a predicted model, not a curated record.
UAAGCUCAAAAGUUCCAAGCUCUAUUUCUUUUGUGAGCUGAGUUGAACUUGCUAAACUCCCGCUUAUUUUGUCCGAUUGAUCGACUAAGAAGGAUUGAUUUCACACGGUGCGUUCACAAGCCGUGACUUUCACAAGACUUUUUGAGAAAAUCAGUAGCGUUCCCAUUGCAGAGCAAUAGUUGAGCAAGAGUUGAGAAAUUCAAUCUCCAUUUCGUCACGCGUCCUGGUCUAAGCGUCUCUCAAGGUUUACCAAACUGCGUGUUAACCUAUCUAGUCAUCAUCACAAACUAAAAUGAUUCUGAGUAGAAAGUGGAAACCUCCUGCUUUUUAUUUUACAGAUUGCUAAUUCGUCGUCACUUUCGAAGACACUUCUCUGAGGCUGCCUUGUAAGUUACUACAAUCUCCUAGAUGUUUGCUGGUGGUAAAUAAAAUACUGUGUCCGCGUCUGGUGUGACAUUCCACUAUGGCAUUUUCUUCUUUCUGCUCAAUGACUCUGUCAAUGCACAAAUGGAAAAGAAUAGUAAAAGACUUCUUGAGAAGUCAAGUAAACGAGCCGAGCAGCAAAUACCUUCCACCAUAGAUAAAUCUGUCUUGAAUGGCAAUAAGGGAACCCAAUUUGAGAGGCUUAGACAGAAAAGUAGGGAGGGAGAAAUUCAGAAAAGACUUAGACAGGAAACUAGAGAGGAAGAGAUGGGGGAAAGGCUUAAUGAUGCUGCAGUUAAGGGUGAUGCUGAAACCCAUCUGUGUGAUGCUGCAGUUAAGGGUGAUGCUGCAACCCUUCAGCGGCUAAUUGGAGAAGAUCAACUUCUUCUUGAUAAAGUUAGUUUGAAUUGCCAGGAUAAGAAUCCGCUGCACAUAGCAGCAAUGCUGGGGCAUGUAGCUUUUGUACAAGCAAUCUUGGGAGUUAAUUCUGAUAUGUGCUUGGUUCCUGAUCGAUUUGGGAGAAACCCUCUACACAUUGCAGCCAUCAAAGGCAGAUUGGCGGUAUUGCAAGAGCUAAUUCAUGCUAGACCCCUGGCAGCGCGAGAAAAAACAGAAGGCGGAGGCAACAUUUUGCACUUGUGCGUCAAGUACAAUCAGCUGGGGGCUUUGCAGUUUCUAGUCCAGACUAUAAGAGAUCAUGAGUUUCUGAAUGCCAAGAACGAUGAUGGCAUGAGCAUUCUGCAUCUGGCCGUUUGUGACAAGCAAAAUGAGACCAUCAAAUACUUGCUACGGAACAAGGUAGUAGACGUGAACACGAAAACUGCAAAUGGGAACACUGCUUUAGACCUUAUUCAUGGAGACAUUAACUCAGAAAUUGCACGAUCUCUUGAAGACGCUGGAGCCAAAAGAGCCAAGGACAUAUCUCCCUCUGCUACUGCGGGAAAUGACUGGCAAGAAAAUAAAUCACACAGCCAGCCUUCACAGGGCGGGGAUUGGCUAGCAAGGACAAGGAAUGCCCUAAUGGUUGUGGCCUCACUUAUUGCGACAAUGGCAUUUCAAGCUGGGGUGAAUCCGGCUGGAGGCGUUUGGCAAGAUGACAAAACAGAUUAUCCAAAUCCACACAACGCGGGAGAAGCUGUGAUGGCACACAGCCAUCCAAAAUACUACAAAAACUUCAUCCGGGUUAAUACAGUAGCCUUUGUUUCAUCUCUGAGCACAAUCAUGUUUCUCAUCAGUGGUUUGCCCUUCAGGAGGAAGUUCUUCAUGUGGUGUUUAAUGGUGAUCAUGUGGUUGACCAUUUCAGCAAUUGCUUUAACUUAUGGCAUCUCGAUCGUGAUUGUAACGCCAAAAGACUAUAGAAAACAAUUGAGCCAUGUCAUCGAGACUGCUGUCACAGUGUGGUGCGGUGUGAUGGCACUCUUGCUGUUGGGGAACACGAUUCGGUUGAUUAACAGGUGGUUCAAAACUCGUGGUAACAAUGUGGAUCCAAGAAUUAAACGUGCAGUUCAAUCGCAAAGCAAUGAUAAGAAUGAGGGUCUUCAAAUGUGUUGAUACUACUUUGUGGUAGAAAUUGACGUAUCAAAUCUAGCCAAGUGAUACUUUUCCAUCGGCCAGUUGAUCGAGUAAUGCUGCUUGGAUUCCAACUCAAAACAAGAAGAGUCUGUGUAUUGAUGGAUUUGGCUGGACUUGGUUUCAAAUCCUCACCCAAAUCCACUCUACUAAGUGUUGGAUUUGAAAUCCUUAAAAAGUUGUUGGAUUAGGGUAUCAUUUCGAAUCCUUUCUUUUACAUCUCUUAGUCUCUCCCUUUGAGUAAUGCAUCUUGUUUCUGUAAGUAGUGAAGAAUGGAUAGCAUGCAAUGACCAUAGUAUUUGAUUUAACUUUGUAUUGUUAGAGUGUGGUUUUAGACCUCACCUGCAUAUGCUGGUUGUGAUAGUAUUGGGUUCUAGAAAUUGUUUAUGUCAUUUAAAAUAGUGAAUUUGAAAUAGUC